This is a messenger RNA of Astrephomene gubernaculifera, 5000 nucleotides long. The record is from the annotation of a GenBank genome assembly. NCBI's taxonomy places the organism in Eukaryota, Viridiplantae, Chlorophyta, Chlorophyceae, Chlamydomonadales, Astrephomenaceae.
GAUGGGUGGCAGGAGUAGGCUGCGGUGUUGGGAUUGGAAACUGGUGGGGAAAAAGGGAAGGGUAGAAUUGGUGGGAUUACAAACCGGGGAGGGAGUUUUCUGCAGUCUUUCGUGCAUAAGUUUGCUUACCUGCUCAUAGUUGACCGAAACUGCCUCUUGGCCCACGCAGGACAAGCGACCGAUGUCCGAUCCCAUGCUAUUUAUCCCAUGCUAUUUAACGUGCUAUGCUUUUGCACGUUACUGUGUAAUAGCAGAACAGCACCUAGUGGGAGUUAACUCCUUUGACAAAGGCUCCACGCAGAUGCUCGCGGCCGAAAGACUGACAGGGACUUAGAGAUAGAGGCUGCGUGCACUUCCAGUGCACACAGAAUUGCCGUCUCCUUCAAACCUCAAUGUAAGCAAAGCACAGACCUUUUGCACUGCACCCGCAAAGAGGGUAAGGCUACCGUAUUUAGGGUGCGCUGAACACACCCUUUGGGUAAUGUACUAAACACUUCACUCGCACAAGCUUCCAAAACGCGAGUGAAUCACUGAUUCAUGUUGAUUCCGUUGGCAGGUGGUGCGGCAGAUGCCAACCGUUACAUGGCUACCUACCUACCUUUCCCGACGCGAUCCAAUGAUUGCCAUUAGUGUUUGGACUCCAGUUACCUGCUUGUGGAAUUGUGCAUGUUGUGCAAGUGUGGACGACAUUUGACCGGCCUAGGUGUGUUGGGAACUUGGGAUCCGCAUGGUUUCGGAGGAUAAGGCCACGCUAUGUUGGCUGCUUGGCUCAAGUCUUUGCCAUUGUCAAAGGACAGGAAAUGUUUAUAAAGCUUAUAGGUCAUACGGAAUAUGGAUAACUAUAAAGUCCCUCACACGGUGGAGGCCGCCCUACAGUCGCUUUCAGACGUAGCCCAUAGUUUGCCUAUGGAAGCCACCGUUACAAGUAGUCUCUUCAAAGGGGACCUGGAAAAUGCUAGAAAGCAGCUUGCGGAGAUCAGUGCAUAUGUGGGGUCACUGUCGACAGAGCGCAGGGCAUCCGCCUCCGCAGCCAUAGUAACAUUCACCGGAGUCCGUUCAUUUUUGAUAAGGCUUACGGCGGAGGCGGUGCGAAUACUGCCGAACACAUGUCAUGGCAAUGGCUUCGUGGACGAAAUUGUGGUUGAGGGCGCUAUGCUGGCCGGCAACCUGCUCAUGUUCAUGACGCACCUGCCCCAGCACGUUUCAGAAGCAGAAACCCAUAAACUUCUAGGGCCGCUCGAUUUUGUGCGGAAGCUCUUCAGCAUGCAAACAGUGCAAGCUUGUAGCCGUCAGUUAGCUGCCGCGGCCGAGUGGCUGCUUAAUGCGCGCAAGGAGGGCAUUCAGCAGCUGCCACUGGAGACAGUGUUCAGCCAGGCGGUGUUGCCUGCCUUAACGCUGCUUGCUGGCAUGAUAUGCAUCUCCUUCGGGAUGAUGUAUUGGGAGGGGUUUACAGGUGUCGAAGAGCAGCAACAGUAUUACAACCGGCUCGGCCCUGUGCUUAGGGACAGCUGCCCCAUGGAGCAUGCGGCGCGAGCCCUGCUUGCUUACCAUACACGGGCUGCAGCUGAAGGCGGCCUAACCAAGAAAGCAGAAGAGGCGUCGUUCCUGUUCUUAACUGCUUUUGUCGAAGCAGACAACUUUUUCUCGUUGUCCUCCGCAGCUGAGGGCCUUUGUGCUCAGCACGUGGCAGUGGCCCACGGCUUAACGCUCUUAUGCGAGGAUGAUGAUGGCCCCGCCUACGGCCUGCAGCCGGACCUGCUUGGGAGGCUGCCCAUCCUGACCGAGCCCUUAGGGGCCCUGGCGUCAACUCCCGCACCGGCCCAAGGCCGAGAGCCGCAGCUGGACCCGGUCUGCUUCAAGGCGAUGUUGGCCGCUUUGCGCAGGCAGUCAAAGCAGCCAUUGCACCGCAAGGCCGCCCACACGCUGGCACUUCGCCUCCUGCACCUUAUGCUGCGACGCGGCAACUUGCAGCCUGAUGGCCCAGCUGCCGCCGAGCUUGCUGCUGGUGUGGCGGCGGCUGCUCCGCUUUCCAGCACUGCUGCAACUGACGUUGGCGCAUUGCCGGCACCGCUGGCCGGCCGUACUGCAUCGCGAACCAGCCAUCUAGUGCUGCGCCAGGAUCACGUUUCGGAAAUUGUGGUUCAAGCUCUGGCGCUGGCCUGGGCGACGAUCCCCACAAGCGGGCAUGUGACGGAGCUUAUGGCGGAGUUAUGGCGUUUGGCGAUGGAUGUAGGUCGGCAUGUCUGCCUGCAUGCUGAUGAAAGCACCUGCCGAGGACUGGGGGAAGCGCUCCAAGAGGCGCUGAGCCCAUGGGAUCCACACGGCAAAGCCUCAUCCAGCUGGGCGCCGUCACCGGUACCUCGCCCGUCUGUGGCCACAGCAAUCGCAGCUGGCCUGCUGCCCUGGCUGGACAGCCUGCUGCGGCGUCACAGCGCGGCAGUUGGCUCGGAAAGCCGCGAGGGAUCGGUACUUUUUCAAUUCUUGAAUGGAGCCCGCGUUAGGGAAGCCGAGACCUGGCUCGACCUCUUUACAUAUUCCGAACCGCGCCAGGCGGCAUCGUGGGUGGUGACACACGCCAAAUUGCUGCGGCUUGAGAGAGGGUAUCUGUCCCUUGGUGCCAAGAGCCGCACAGCCGUCAUCCUCAAGCAUAUGGAAGAGUUGGCGUCCGGUCCGCUAGCUGAAACCCUGGUGCCCGAGGGCGCCCCUGCUGGCGAUGAUUUCGGGCAGCCAGCGGGGCUUCAGCAACUGGGUCGGUUGGUUUCCUUUGCGGUCUGCGAGUGGCUGCCAACCGCCUCACUCCUCCUCCGGCAGCUGGCCUUGCGGUGUGCCAUUGUCGGACCCCCUCAGGAGCCAGGCCUCCACAGCUUUUGGGGCACGUACAUUGCUCCGCUGGCGCGCUGGCUAUCUGGGCUGGCGCUGUCCUGUAAGGGCCGCAGCGGCGAUGCAGACUGCGCGGGCAGCAGCAGCAGCGGCGGCAGCUGGGUUCCCUUCCUGCUUCGCGAGGUGGCGGUGGUGCCGCUGCUGGGCUCGCUGCUGCACCUCUGUCGCGGCGUUGAGUCGGACACGGGGGCGGACCUGGCUGAACUCCUGGACUGCUGCGGCGUGGUGGCGGGUGCCUUUCCGCAGGAGGUGCAGGCGGCAGUGCGGGAAGCCGAGCAGGCAACCUUUGCGCCGCCGGUGUUCGCCUGGCCGCCAGUGCUGGUGCGCGGCUUGGCGCCGAAGCUACUGCAGAGCGGGCGUGGGGAGGCGGCAGACGCCGCAUUGGCGCUGGCAGGCCGGCUGGAGGCCUGGGGUUCUGACAGAGGCGCCGGGGGCAGUGCCGUGGGCUUCACUUGUGUGCCGGAGCGGCUGCGGCAGCGGGCUAGUGAGCGGGGCAUGUCGGUGCCGGACGUGGUGGGGGUCAUGCGGCGGUUCCUGGUGCCGCCGGCGGAGGCACGCCGCCUGCUGCGCACGUGCAGCAACCCCGCCUGUGUCAACCUGAAGGGCGACAGCGAGGCGGAGCUGCCGCUGAAGGCAUGCGCGCGGUGUGGAGGGGCGUGGUACUGCUGCCGGGAGUGCCAGACGGCGCAUUGGCGGGCUCCAGGGGGGCAUAAGGAGGCGUGCUUGCAGCGGCAGGGGGCUGCUCAGGGUGCUGCACAGGGGUGAGGGAAGGUGGAUGAGCGGAGUUAGCCGCCCUGUUUGGAAUUGAACUUACAGCCAGCGGGCGUUACGGGCGUGCACUGUUGGGGUUUGAGGCUUUCUUGGAUGCCGGUGCCACCAUUGUGAACGGGCACUGGCUUGGGACCUGUGAUCGUACAUACAGGUGUCGUACUCUAGCAGGGCGGAAGAAGCUAUGCCCAGAUGGUUGUGUUGACUUCACCCUUGCAACUUAAGCCCUAUAUAUGCUUAGGUUGGCUGGAGGCGAUGUAUAUAUCGACAGUCGUGUUGGUUCUAUUGCUAUGCUACAGUUGCCGGCCCAACACUGUCAGUACAGUAGGAGGGUGACAGAAGAUGGCGAUGAUUGAAAGCACUGAGCCGUGUUGACGACAGUUUGGGGAAUGCAGUGUUGUUGUUUUUGUUGUAGCUACUGGCUACCUUACAUGCUUCUUCCCCGGAUGCAGUGCUGUUUGGCACUGCUUAGCCCCUGCGGCCUGUUGCUUGCCGCUGCUUCUAGGAGUUUGCCAUGCGCUAGUAACUGUGGUAUGGUCGGACUCAUGACACUGCUUGUCAUUAUUUCUAUGUCUCGCCCCAUGCCCCAAGGCUGUUGUAGCGGCUAGCUUGCUUCCUUCCUUGGCAUGCGGAUGCGGGUUUGUUGUUUGCCUUUUUUAUGUUUAUGGACGUGGCGUUGCAAAUGUGGGGUGUUUAACCUAGCUCCGUGUGAUGUCCCACGCAGGGCCUUUUUAGUCCUUCGGAAGCACUAAUACCUGUCUUGCCAAUUGUCCUACUGCUAGUUAGCUACUACUAACAGCUCAUUGGCCUAGUAUGACCUUGCUGGGGAUAGCAAGGAAUAGCGCUGCAUAAUGGCGUUUUAGAUAGGAAGAGCACGUUGCGGGUUAUGGUCUGUGGUUGGAGGAUGGCUUGGUUCUUGGGGUGCUACGGUAGGCGAGAAAGGCUUGAGGAAGAAGCGGCAAUUGGCAUUUGGACCAUGCAUUUGCCAUGCAUGCGCUUUGUGGCCUGUACAGGGGCGCCCGCAUGACAAAUUGCAUAUGGCAGCUCACCCAAGCCCGAGCUCAUCCUCCUUGGCCGCUAACUUGACUAGUCGUUGGUAGGCAUCAUUCGCCUGCCUGGAUACGAGCAUGGAUGCUGGGCCGAGGAAGCCUGGUUACGAUGUUGGCGUUCAGCGGUGGCGUGUGUGUAUUGGAGUGUUGCGAUUAUGGAAGCUAUGUCUUGGCAUCCUAAUUGACAUCAUGUAUCUUCAGCUGUAUACCGAGGUACUCCGCGCAGGUGUAAAGUGACAUAGCCAUGGACAAACCAACUAGCUGUCAGAGGGAAGAUGUUUCACCGCUACUAGAACUAUCCCG